AUGUCUACUGCUAAAGCUGUCGGUAUCGAUCUUGGGACGACUUACUCUUGCGUGGGUGUCUGGCAGAAUGAUCGGGUUGAAAUCAUCGCCAACGAUCAGGGCAACCGCACGACACCAUCCUAUGUCGCUUUCACAGAAACCGAACGUCUGAUCGGUGAUGCCGCUAAGAACCAGGUGGCUAUGAAUCCACACAACACUGUGUUCGAUGCCAAGCGUUUGAUUGGGCGAAAGUUCGAUGAACCUGAAGUCCAGUCUGAUAUCAAACAUUUCCCCUUCAAAGUUGCUAACAAGGGCGGUAAGCCCACAAUACAAGUCGAGUACCGUGGUGAACAGAAGGACUUUACUCCCGAAGAAAUUUCCUCCAUGGUCCUCAUCAAGAUGAAGGAGACUGCUGAGGCCUAUCUUGGUCAAACCAUCACCAAUGCUGUUGUCACUGUCCCCGCAUACUUCAACGACUCGCAACGACAGGCUACGAAGGAUGCUGGUGUUAUUGCCGGUUUGAACGUUCUUCGUAUCAUCAACGAGCCCACCGCUGCUGCUAUCGCUUACGGUCUCGACAAGAAGGUUCAGGGCGAGCGCAACGUCCUUAUUUUCGAUCUUGGGGGCGGUACUUUUGAUGUGUCGCUUUUGACCAUUGAAGAGGGUAUCUUCGAAGUCAAGGCCACCGCCGGUGAUACUCACUUGGGUGGUGAAGAUUUCGACAACCGUCUCGUUAACCACUUUGUUCAGGAGUUCAAGCGCAAGCACAAGAAAGACCUUUCGUCCAAUGCUCGUGCCCUUCGACGAUUACGUACAGCAUGCGAGCGUGCCAAGCGUACUCUUUCUUCCGCUGCUCAGACUUCGAUCGAAAUUGACUCCCUCUAUGAGGGUAUCGACUUCUACACUGCCAUCACUCGCGCUCGUUUCGAAGAACUUUGCCAAGACCUCUUCCGCAGCACGCUCGACCCAGUCGAGAAGGUUCUUCGCGAUUCCAAGAUCGACAAGUCGAACGUCCACGAGAUUGUCUUGGUUGGCGGGUCGACUCGUAUUCCUCGUAUCAUGAAGCUCGUCUCGGACUUCUUCAACGGCAAGGAGCCCAACAAGUCGAUCAACCCUGACGAGGCUGUCGCCUAUGGUGCCGCCGUCCAGGCUGCUAUCUUGUCCGGGGAUACCUCGGAAAAGACUCAGGAUCUUCUCCUCCUUGAUGUUGCCCCUCUUUCCCUUGGUAUCGAGACCGCCGGUGGUGUCUUCACUCCUCUCAUUAAGCGUAACACGACCGUGCCCACCAAGCGGUCCGAGAUUUUCUCCACAUAUUCCGACAACCAGCCCGGCGUAUUGAUUCAGGUGUACGAGGGUGAGCGUGCACGCACCAAGGACAACAACCUUCUCGGCAAGUUUGAACUUUCUGGUAUCCCCCCUGCACCACGUGGCGUUCCUCAGAUCGAGGUCACAUUCGAUGUUGAUGCGAAUGGUAUCUUGAACGUCUCGGCUGCCGAUAAGACGACCGGCAAGUCGAAUCGUAUCACGAUUACCAACGAUAAAGGUCGUCUAUCGAAAGAGGAAAUCGACCGCAUGGUAUCUGAGGCUGAGAAGUACAAGCAAGAAGAUGAAGAUGCUGCUGCCCGUAUUUCAGCUAAAAACGGUCUUGAGUCGUACGCUUACAAUUUGCGCAACUCGAUUCAAGAUGAGAAGCUCGCCGACAAGUUCGAAGCUGCGGAUAAGGAGAAACUUGAGAAGGCGAUCAAGGAGGCGAUCUCGUGGCUGGAUGUUUCGCAGGAGGCCAGCAAGGAGGAGUACGAGGAGAGGCAGAAGGAACUUGAGCAGAUUGCGAAUCCCAUCAUGCAGAAGUUGUACGGUGGUGCUGGCGGGCCUGGUGGGCCAGGCGGCUUCCCUGGUGCCGGUGGCUUCCCUGGUGCGGGCGGCUUCCCUGGCGCUGGCUUCCCGGGUGGUGCUCCUGGUGGUUUCCCUGGUGGCCAGGGAGCCGAUGAUGGUCCGAGCGUUGAGGAAGUCGAUUGA
Cantharellus anzutake is the source of this 1995-nucleotide messenger RNA. Its product is annotated as heat shock protein 70 family. Gene Ontology annotation, biological process: protein refolding; cellular response to unfolded protein; vesicle-mediated transport. Gene Ontology annotation, cellular component: cytoplasm; cytosol; nucleus. NCBI's taxonomy places the organism in Eukaryota, Fungi, Basidiomycota, Agaricomycetes, Cantharellales, Hydnaceae. The transcript is spliced from 4 exons. The coding region runs from base 1 to 1995 and encodes 664 amino acids. Gene Ontology annotation, molecular function: misfolded protein binding; heat shock protein binding; ATP-dependent protein folding chaperone. The record is from RefSeq and is a predicted model, not a curated record.